Molecule: messenger RNA, 675 nt
Organism: Solanum dulcamara
Lineage: Eukaryota; Viridiplantae; Streptophyta; Magnoliopsida; Solanales; Solanaceae
Exons: 2
Coding region: 1-675 (224 amino acids)
Source: RefSeq, a predicted model, not a curated record
AUGGUUGACAAAUAUCUCAAUCCCAUCAAGUAUUUCAAAUUCUUGAAUUGCUGGCCUAAUCAACCCUCCUUUAAGGAAACUGUCAAGGAGUGCUGCAACAGACCAAUUGCAGGCAAUCCAAUGUGGAGCUUUCACCAAAAUAUGAAGAGGCUUGCCUCCACUCUUAGCAGUUGGUCUAGAAUUCAGUUUGGAGACAUCUAUGCUAGAGUUAAAAAGUAUGAGGAGGAAGAAGGAGAUGUGAACUCUAGCUACUUUCAUGCCUUGGUUAGAUGGAGGAGAAGGAAGCUUUACAUUCACAAGAUCCAAACUGAUGAUGGUUCUUGGGUCCAAGGAGAUGCUGAAAUUCCUGAAGCUGCAUGUAACCACUUUCAAGAAAUCUUAACUAAGGGGGACAAGUACAUUCAGCAACAGGCCCUUCAGUGCAUUUCUUCAAUGAUUACUGAAAAGCAUAAUAAAGACCUCCAAGACAUGCAUACUAUGGAUGAAUUAAGAACUAUUGUAUUUUCAAUGAAUCCAAACUCUGCAGCAGGUCCUGAUGGCAUGAAUGGAAAAACAUUUCAGCUGUGCUGGGAUAUCAUCAAAGAGGAUUUUCUGAGUGUGGUCAAUUCCUUAUUUUCUGGACAGGCCAUGCCUAAGUUCUUUACCCACUUUGUUUGGUUCUACUCCCAAAAGUAA